This is a messenger RNA of Colius striatus (speckled mousebird), 6563 nucleotides long. RefSeq names its product MAP kinase activating death domain (gene MADD). The transcript is spliced from 35 exons. Gene Ontology annotation, molecular function: guanyl-nucleotide exchange factor activity. Bases 211 to 5193 code for a protein of 1660 amino acids. NCBI's taxonomy places the organism in Eukaryota, Metazoa, Chordata, Aves, Coliiformes, Coliidae. The record is from RefSeq and is a predicted model, not a curated record. Gene Ontology annotation, cellular component: cytosol. Gene Ontology annotation, biological process: regulation of apoptotic process; regulation of Rab protein signal transduction.
GGGAGCGCGUCCCGCCGCCCCUGCGCUUGGGUCGGGCGGGGGAGCGCUGCCUGAGGGGAUCCGCGCCCUGACAGCCGCGGGUUGGACUUGCCCAAGAAUUGCCAGCAGAUUGUGUUCCCAAGGCAAUUGCUCACAGUUAGCUGGAUGACUGACAUCUGGAUUGAUGAACAGAAAUUCACUGAGAUGACAUAGGGAAGGGUGUCAAGGACAAUGGUGCAGAAAAAGAAAAUCUGCCCUCGCUUACUCGACUAUCUUGUGAUCAUUGGAGCCAGGCAGCCGAGUAGCGACAGUGUUGCUCAGACCCCUGAGCUGCUGCGGCGUUACCCUCUGGAAGACCACGGGGACUUUCCGCUGCCACCAGACGUCGUGUUCUUCUGCCAGCCAGAAGGAUGCCUGAGCGUGAGGCAGAAGCGCAUGAGCUUCCGUGACGACACUUCCUUUGUCUUCACGCUCACAGACAAGGACACGGGCGUCAUUCGCUAUGGCAUCUGCGUCAACUUCUACCGCUCCUUCCAGAAGCGAGUACCUAAGGAGAAGGGAGAAGGCACGGGGGGGCAUCGAGCUCGGGAGGGACAGAAAACCCCCAAAUCUGGGGAUGCAUCUGCACCCCAAGAGGAAGUGGGCACUGAGAGUUCAGAGAGCGGUUCAUCACUGCAGGCUCCAAGUACAGAGUCUACCCCAGAUGUGAACCGAUCGCCGCGUAGUAAGCGUCUGGCCAAAGGCAGCCAUCGCUCUCGGAACAGCACGCUGACUUCUCUCUGCAUCCUUAGCCAUUACCCCUUCUUUUCCACCUUUCGUGAAUGUCUGUAUACCCUCAAGAGACUUGUGGACUGCUGCAGUGAGAGAUUGUUGGGCAAGAAGUUGGGGAUUCCUCGUGGGGUGCAGAGGGAUACGAUGUGGCGGAUUUUCACAGGCUCCCUCCUGGUGGAAGAGAAAUCCAGCGCGUUGCUGCACGACCUGAGGGAGAUCGAGGCCUGGAUCUACCGGCUGCUGCGCUCGCCGAUGCCGGUCGCCGGUCAGAAGCGAGUGGAUGUGGAAGUCUUGCCCCAUGAGUUGCAACCAGCUUUGACCUUUGCUCUCCCUGAUCCAUCCCGCUUCACCUUGGUGGAUUUUCCAUUACAUCUGCCUUUGGAGUUGUUGGGAGUGGAUGCCUGCCUGCAGGUGCUGACCUGCAUCCUUCUGGAGCACAAGGUUGUAUUGCAGUCCCGAGAUUAUAAUGCGCUCUCGAUGUCUGUGAUGGCCUUUGUGGCUAUGAUCUACCCACUAGAGUACAUGUUCCCAGUGAUCCCUCUGCUUCCCACAUGCAUGGCCUCUGCAGAACAGUUGCUUCUGGCCCCUACACCAUAUAUCAUUGGCGUUCCAGCAAGUUUCUUCCUUUACAAACUGGAUUUUAAAAUGCCUGAUGAUGUAUGGCUUAUUGACCUGGAUACCAAUAGGGUGAUUGUUCCCCCGAAUGCAGAAUCUUUGCCAGCCUUGCCAGAACCAGAAGCUACAGAGCUGAAGAAGCAUCUGAAACAGUGUCUGGUUAGCAUGACUGCAAUCACUCAGAAACAGCUGCUCACUCCUGACAACAAGGCAUUGGCCAGCAUGAGCCUGAAUACUCAGCCCAUUCUUAAUCUAGAGAAGUUCCAUGAGGGGCAGGAGGUGCCACUGCUGCUGGGAAGACCACAGAAUGAUUUGCAGUCCACUCCCUCCACAGAAUUCAACCCUCUCAUCUAUGGAAACGAUGUGGACUCUGUGGAUGUGGCUACCAGGGUUGCUAUGGUGAGAUUUUUCAACUCACCAAAUGUUUUGCAAGGUUUCCAGAUGCACACUCGAACUCUUCGUCUCUUCCCACGACCAGUUGUGGCCUUCCAGGCAAAUUCUUUUCUUGCCUCUAGGCCAAAGCAAACACCUUUUGCAGAUAAGCUUUCCAGGACACAGGCAGUAGAAUACUUUGGAGAAUGGUCACUCAAUCCUACUAACUAUGCUUUCCAAAGAAUUCAUAACAACAUGUUCGACCCAGCACUGAUCGGUGACAAACCCAAGUGGUAUGCUCACCAGCUGCAGCCCAUCCAUUACCGUGUCUACGACAGUAAUUCACAACUGGCUGAAGCACUGAAUGUCCCAGCAGAGAAAGAAACAGAUUCUGAUCCCACUGAUGACAGUGGCAGUGACAGUGUUGACUAUGAUGACUCAAGUUCCUCCUACUCCUCCCUUGGUGACUUUGUGAGUGAGAUGAUGAAAUGUGACAUUAAUGGCGAUACCCCAAAUGUUGACCCCCUGACCCACGCAGCUCUUGGUGAUGCCAGUGAAGUGGAAUUUGAUGAUUUUCAAGAAUAUUCAGGGGAUUUGGAUGAACAGGCCAUGGACAGUGAAAAUUCCCAAGAGAACAACCAGCCUCGUUCAAGUUCCAGUACUACAGCCAGUAGCAGCCCCAGCACUGUCAUCCAUGGAGUGAAUCAUUUGUAUGUAACGCAGACUAGCGAACAGGUCAAUGAUUUGACUGGUCCCCAGGAGUCAGCAGAUACAGCAGAAAUAGAAGAGAAGUUGGUUGCUGGAUUUUCAAACCAUCUCCCUUCCUUGCCACUGCAACCGAGCUUCCCCAAGAUCAGUUUGGAUCGUCGUGAGAGCGACAGCGCAGCCGGCAGCGUGAGCUCCUCCGAAGGGGUGGUGAGGAAGCGGGAGUAUGACAAUCCAUACUUCGAGCCACAGUAUGGCUUUCCUACAGAGGAUGAAGAUGAUGAGCAGGAAGAGAGCUACACCCCAAGAUUUAACCAGAAUCUCAAUGGAAACAGGUCUCAGAAGUUACUCCGUCCAAACAGUUUAAAACUGGCCAAUGAUUCUGAUGCAGAUUCAGAUUCCAGGGCCAGCUCCCCAAACUCUACUGUCUCCAACAACAGCAGUGAAGGUUUUGGGGGCAUCAUGUCUUUUGCAAGCAGCCUGUACAGAAACCACAGCACGAGUUUCAGUCUGUCCAACUUAGCCUUACCAACCAAAGUUGGGAGAGACAAGAAUACUCCAUUUCCCAGCCUGAAAGUAUUUGGGUUAAAUACUAUAAUGGAGAUUAUUACUGAAGCUGGCCCAGUAAGCAAUGAAGGAAACAGGCGAGCCCUUGUGGAUCAAAAAUCUUCAGUCAUUAAGCACAGCCCGACAGUCAAGAGAGAAUCUCCAUCGCCUCAGGGACGAACUAGCAAUUCCAGUGAGAACCAGCAGUUCCUGAAGGAGGUGGUACACAACGUUCUGGACGGGCAGGGUGUUGGCUGGCUGAACAUGAAGAGGGUCCGCCGUCUGCUGGAGAGCGAGCAGCUCCGUGUCUUUGUGCUCAGCAAGUUGAAUCGCACCAUCCAGUCGGAAGAAGAUGCUCGACAGGAUGUCAUACAGGAUGUGGAGAUCAGCCGGAAGGUUUAUAAAGGCAUGCUGGACUUGCUGAAGUGCACUGUGCUGAGCCUGGAGCAGUCCUAUGCCAAUGCUGGCCUGGGAGGCAUGGCCAGUGUUUUUGGCCUGCUGGAGAUAGCACAUACUCACUAUUACAACAAAGAACCAGAAAAGAGGAAACGAAGUCCCACGGAUGGAUCUGUCACCCCGGUUGGCAAGGAUCCAGCAUCGUCCCCACGAGUGGAGCCAAAGCCUGUGACGCAGCUGCCAGUGCCUCAGCUCAUGCCCAAGGCACCGAGCCCUGCAGGCAAAGGGCCGAGGGAGUUUGACACAAGGAGUCUAAAGGAGGAAAAUUUUAUUGCUUCCAUUGGGCCAGAAGGUGUGAAACAGUUUGAUUUGGGAGAAACAGAUGAGAAAAAAUCCCAAAUCAGUGCAGACAGUGGCCUCAGUUUGGCCUCAGGUUCUCAGAAGAGUGAUUUUGACUCUCUUCCCAGCGGAGGACCAGCAGUUAUGGUCCGAAGUACGAGCCAGGAUUCUGAAGUCAGCACAGUGGUUAGUAACAGCUCUGGAGAGACACUGGGAGCAGACAGUGACUUGAGUAGCAACGCUGGCGAUGGCCCGAGUGUGGAAAACGGUGGCAAUUUGACAGGAUCCAGAGGCACUGUGUCAGACAGUGAGAUUGAGACAAACUCUGCUACUAGUUCUAUCUUUGCAAAGUCUCACAACCUGAAGCAGAGUGUGAAGGAGAGCAAAGGCAGUGCUCCAGGGAGAGCUCCAGAAGAUGGGAACCAACGUGUAUAUCUCUACGAAGGACUUUUGGGCAAAGAGCGUUCAACUUUGUGGGACCAGAUGCAGUUCUGGGAAGAUGCGUUUUUGGAUGCUGUGAUGUUAGAGAGAGAAGGAAUGGGGAUGGACCAGGGACCUCAGGAGAUGAUUGACAGGUAUCUUUCCCUGGGAGAACACGAUCGAAAGCGUUUGGAGGAUGACGAGGACCGCUUGUUGGCAACACUGCUGCAUAAUAUGAUUGCCUAUAUGCUUAUGAUAAAGGUGAACAAGAAUGAUAUUAGGAAGAAGGUGCGUCGUCUAAUGGGGAAGUCACAUAUUGGCUUGGUGCACAGCCAGCAAAUCAAUGAUGUUCUAGACAAACUUGCCAAUCUGAAUGGACGAGAACUCCCUGUGAGACCCAGUGGCAGCCGCCACAUCAAGAAGCAGACUUUUGUAGUCCACGCUGGGACAGACACAACAGGAGACAUAUUCUUCAUGGAGGUAUGUGAUGACUGCAUUGUGCUGAGAAGCAACAUUGGAACUGUGUAUGAACGUUGGUGGUAUGAGAAACUCAUCAACAUGACUUACUGUCCCAAAACAAAAGUGCUGUGCCUCUGGAGGAGGAACGGUCAGGAGACACAACUGAACAAGUUCUACACAAAGAAGUGUCGGGAGUUAUACUACUGUGUAAAAGACAGUAUGGAGCGAGCAGCAGCGAGACAGCAGAGCAUUAAACCAGGCCCUGAGUUGGGUGGUGAGUUCCCCGUGCAGGAUAUGAAAACCGGUGAAGGAGGUCUUCUUCAGGUCACACUGGAAGGAAUUAACCUGAAAUUUAUGCACAGUCAGGUUUUCAUAGAGCUGAAUCACAUAAAAAAGUGCAAUACUGUGCGAGGAGUCUUUGUCCUGGAGGAAUUUGUUCCUGAAACUAAAGAAGUGGUGAGCCACAAGUACAAGACGCCAAUGGCUCAUGAGAUCUGCUACUCUGUGCUGUGUCUCUUCUCUUAUGUGGCUGCCAUUCGUGGAAAAGAGGCAGAAAACAAAAGCAAACCACCUCGACCGGUUUCCAGUUGAUCGGGAUAUUGGGAAAUACCUGCCCGCUGACGCGCAGCACGCCUGUUUUUACUGCACUUACUGGAGCUCACUUUACUGUCUUCUAUGAGAACUCCAUUAUUUAUGUACAACCCUGCAAAUCUUUCCCCAUUGGAAAACUUCACUCUCAGUCUCCUGAAUUCAUCCUUAAUGGGGUUUUUAUAUGAGCUGUUAAUCAGACAGUUUUGAGCGUCAGUAUCCAGCUGUGAGUGACCUACUCCGGCCAUUCCUUUGGAAUUCUUUUUCUUUAAGGUGACCAACAGCUUGAGUUCAGUUAGGUUUUUUGUUUCUAGUGGUACUUGUCACAGAUUAAUCACUUUACAACUGCAGGCUUCUGCUUUCAGGUUCCCUGGUCUUUGCACAGGGAAGCAGCCCUGUCCUGCAUGUAGUGUUUUUCUUGUUUUCCUUCUGUGUUUUUCCUUUUUACCCACCAAGAUGGAGUUCUUGUCACCUAGUUCUUCAGACCUUUCUGGUAGAGGUGAAGAAUUUAGCUACCAUAGUCUUAAAAUACCAUGUGACAAUUGAAGUUGGCUAUUAAAUUGGUCCAUCUGUGGUGAUGACUGCUUGUCCAGUGGGAAAAGAAGUGGAGAGAGAACCUUUGAAAGCAGUAUAUUGUGAAAAACCCUGACACCUCAUGGGCUGUGUGGACCUUCAGGUGGGAGUUUAGGUAACAUUUGCAGCUGUCCCAGCAGCAGAGUAAAUAUAUGCACACAAGCACUACCUAAAGCAGUUUAUGACAAGGAUGAGUAAAAUGAAUAAGGAAAUGUAAAACUUGGAAACAUUCUUGGCCAAAGCACCCAGUAGACCCAUGUCGUUUUGGGUUUGUAACAUACACAGAGUAUUUCAGUAGUUCAGAAGCCCAAAGGAUUAUUCUCUCUCCAAAUUUUUUAAGGUAUUCCUUGUUUUUUUCAAGCUGUACCUGUACAUCAGGGAAUCUUGCAAAUACUGUGUUAGUGUACAAUGAAACUCCCGCAGUUAAAACUCCGUCACAUUCCUUAUUUUAAGUAGACUGAAGAUGAAUGUUUUUUGCAUCCUGUUUUUGUUCUUGAACUGUACUGCACUUGUCAGGAAAGCUCUUGGGAUGCUGGAAGGAGAGACUGUCUAGAGAAAAUUAUAUGUAAAAUACCUGGGAAAAAAAUGCUCCAAUGCAAACUGAUGAAUGUUUUGACAUAGAAUUAUGAGUCAAUGCACCCAGAAACAACCCUAUUUUGGCUUGGUCAGGGUUUCUACUGGUUUGAAUGGAAUACACUAGUAAUGGGUGAGGAAAUGAUGUAAAUAUUAUAGCACCACAUCUAUUUAUAGAAACUGUACAGCUGUCUGAAUGUGAAAAUAAAAUGUCAUUCAACCAGCAA